Molecule: messenger RNA, 1687 nt
Organism: Sebastes umbrosus (honeycomb rockfish)
Lineage: Eukaryota; Metazoa; Chordata; Actinopteri; Perciformes; Sebastidae
Gene: yjefn3
Product: YjeF N-terminal domain containing 3
Exons: 6
Coding region: 339-1088 (249 amino acids)
Cellular component (GO): mitochondrion
Molecular function (GO): NAD(P)HX epimerase activity
Source: RefSeq, a predicted model, not a curated record
AAUGAGCCGGGGCCACAGUGGGGAAGACACACACAGAGAGAGAGGAGAGGCAGACAUAUAGAGGCAAUAUUCACAGAGAGUGUGUGCAGUAGCCAGUAAUUACCUUCCAGCUUCUGAACCAAUCAAGAGCCACACAGAUAGAGAGAGAGAGAGAGAGAGAGAGAGAGAGAGAGAGAUACAGAGGGAGGAAGUCCAUUUAGAUUCUCAGUCUAUUCCCAGGCAGAGAGGUAGACAGAGAGCUUAUUGAAUCAGUCAGAGAGAAGGAGCGGAAGUGUUUUCUUUGGAGCGGCUCAGCUCAUCCUUUCUCAUAUUUGCCGAGUGGUGCUGGGUGAAAACAGAUGGACAAGAUGAACCACAGCUCAGCUGAGGCAGAGGCUGAAACCAUAGAACCACUGCGUUACCUCAGUAAAGGGGAGGCGGCAGCUAUCGAGACAGAGCUUGUGAGGGACUACAAGUUUGGACAACAGCAGCUGGUAGAGAUCUGGGGACAAGCAUGCGCCAUCGCCAUCACUAAGGCCUACCCGCUCAGCUCUCUAGCAAAGAAGCAGCCAACAGUGCUGGUGAUCUGUGGUCCAGAUCAAAACGGCUCCAUUGGUCUGGUGUGUGCCCGACACCUGCGCAUAUAUGAAUAUGAGCCCACCAUCUACCACCCUAAACGCUCCUCUCAGAGUCUACACCAGGAUUUCACGGUUCAGUGUGAGAAGAUGGACAUCCCUUUCCUCUCCUAUCUCCCCACAGAGGUGCAGCUCAUAAAUGAUGCCUACAACCUAGUGAUUGAUGCCAUGCUGGGCCCAGAUGCAGACUGCGCCAACAUUAAGGAGCCCUACCCUGGUAUUCUGGUCACCCUGAAGCAAGUCAAGAUCCCCAUUGCCAGUGUGGAUGUGCCCUCAGGUUGGGACGUAGAGGAACCGAGUCAGGACGGCAUUAACCCAGAAGUUCUCAUCUCUCUCACAGCACCAAAGAAGUGCGCCAUGAGUUUCUCGGGGAAGCAUUUCUUGGCCGGACGCUUCCUGCCCUACGACAUCCAGAAAAAAUAUGAUCUAAACCUCCCAGAGUACCCUGGCACAGACUGUCUCAUCGAAUUGUAACACAUGGGAAACAUAAGCGCCAGUGUGGCCGCUCCUCAUUUUCAGAAACGUACGGUUGAUCUCUUCUCUUGUUUUGUAUUUUAUAGAUUGGUAAUGUGAUUCAAUGUUAACAGCUCAGUUGUGUAGAUCAGGCUACACCUUAGCCGAACGUGCUGUCGAGCUACAGUAGGAGGAUUAUAUUUAGAAGCUGUGGUUUCAGUCAAGUCUUUUUAGGGAACGGCAUGAGAUUUUUUGUGUCAGUCUACUUGUAAAAGCUGUAGCAUUACACUGUUUUCUGAUUACUUUGAAAAAGACAGAUAUUUCUUUUACCACAGUCAGCAAAGAAAGAUACAUUUUCUAUGACGCCAACCACUGGAAUGUUUUGUUUUCUCAUUUAACACUUUUUUAAUGUUCUGAUGCUCUUGUGUUGAACUUUCUACUGCUGAGAUGAGAUGUUGUGUAGGUUGGCCAUUUAGAACUUUAUGUUUAUGUGUUUUUGGUUUGUUUGGUCAACCUGCACUUCUGCAUUACUUUUUGUUUCAGUUACUUCAUUAGCUGUUACAAAAGGCCCAGACAGUUCUUGUUGUCCAAUAAAAUUAAAUAAAAAUCCUUUUGAAGGA